CAGUUCGACGUGUGCUAAGCGCCAGUGAAUUCAUCAUGAAGAAGAAGCCAAUAAGGAAAUGUUACACUGAACGCUUCCCAGGAUUUUCCUAGAAGAAGUUAAUGGAGCAGACAGAAAGCAAUAGCAUGGACAAGGUGGUAAACUGUUUCAAGAAAAGACCAGAUGCUGUGGCCAGACUGAUCUGCUUCCCCUGGGCAGGUGGAGGGUCCAUACACUACGCUCGCUGGGGAAAUGUCCUCAGCAGCUCUGUUGAAGUGUUGGCUGUCAAACUUCCCGGCAGAGAGAGUCGAGCUAAAGAGCCAUUCUUUGAAAACAUGCAGCAGAUCGUGGAUGAAGUGAUUAGUGUGUUGUUGCCGCUGCUAAAGGAGAAGCCAUUCGCUCUGUUUGGCCACAGUUUCGGUGCCUUCACAAGCUUCGCUGUUGCAGACGCGCUGAAGAAAAUUCACAACAUGGAGCCAGUUCACAUCUUUCUGUCUGGUGCUUCUGCACCUUAUUCAGAGACUCGCAUUAAAACCCCAAAGCGAAGCGACUUGUCUGAUGAAGAUUUUCUUAAGUGGUUAAUUUCGAUUGGAGGAACUCCUCCUGAGCUGCUGGCGAACCCUGAAGUCCUCAAGCUCUUCCUUCCCGCCCUGAAGGCUGACCUGCACGUAGUGGAGAACUACAGAUGUAACAAGGCGAGCAGCCCGCUUUUCUCCUGCCCGGUCACGUGUUUUGACGGGAAGGAUGACAUUCCUCAUGAUUUACAAGAGCAGUGUUUACGUAACCCUAACAAUCCGUCUCCUUCUACUGAACUCUGACUUCAGUAUCUUGCAGUUUGUUCAUCGGAGUGUGAAAGUUAGAUCGAAAGCACUCAGCCAUAGAAACAACCUCUUGUAUGUAUGAAUGGGUGAAUGAGCCUUGUAGCACAAAGCGCUCAAGCAGAGUAGUAAAUAAAUUUAAAAGCAUACAUUAAUAAUUACAUAAUUAAACACAAGUUAAUAAUCAAAUUAAAAUGUACACACCGAAAGCCCCGUUUCACAGUGAGUGGAUGGCGUUUGUCAGGAUGUUUCUUAUGUGGUGAAAACCACCUUUAAAAAAAUGUCAGGUGGAGUUAGCUUCGGUUAGUAAAUGAUGAUCUACCUGGUUUAUGGCUUCACCUGGUCCAGGGAUGUCUGCGGCCGUCGGGCUGAGUAAAUCUUUUGCUGGGCAGUGUUAACUAAUGCUAACUGUUUCUUACUAGAGAGCACGGGAUCUGAACCAGAGGCAGCAAGAAUGUGUGACUGAGUACGUGAAAGACUUUGAUUUACAGGUGAUCAAGUGAAAUUAGUGUGUGUGUGUG
This is a messenger RNA of Haplochromis burtoni (Burton's mouthbrooder), 1318 nucleotides long. It is a transcript of the gene olah, whose product is annotated as oleoyl-ACP hydrolase. Bases 102 to 797 code for a protein of 231 amino acids. Lineage: Eukaryota; Metazoa; Chordata; Actinopteri; Cichliformes; Cichlidae. Gene Ontology annotation, biological process: lipid biosynthetic process. The record is from RefSeq and is a predicted model, not a curated record. The transcript has 7 exons.